Molecule: messenger RNA, 969 nt
Organism: Oryza brachyantha (malo sina)
Lineage: Eukaryota; Viridiplantae; Streptophyta; Magnoliopsida; Poales; Poaceae
Product: phytosulfokines 2
Exons: 3
Coding region: 78-485 (135 amino acids)
Biological process (GO): cell population proliferation
Cellular component (GO): extracellular region
Molecular function (GO): growth factor activity
Source: RefSeq, a predicted model, not a curated record
CAAAACCGAGCAAGCUCUCCUCCUCCUCCUCUCGCCCUUCGACAACGCACCAUAGUUUAAGCUCAAGCUAGACGAAGAUGGCGAUAGAUAUGAGGUCUCGCGGCGUCUCUUCUUCUUCUUCUUCGACGACGACGCGAGCUGCUGCGCUCGCCCUGCUUCUCCUGCUCGUCCUCUGCUUCUUCUCCUCCUUCCGCUGCCUGGCUGCUCGCCCCCUGCCUGCCGCUACUGCUGCAGCGCCUCGUUCACAGCAAGAGAGAAACGACGGCGUCAAUGGCGAGGUGGUCGCCGUCGCCGAUGGACGCCUUCUGCUCCGGGAGGAUCUCACCGGCAAUGGCGAUGAGGUCUCCGAGUUGAUGGAAGCAGCAGCAGUGGGCGAGGCGGCGGAGGCGUGCGAGGAAGGGCACGACGAGGAGUGCGUGCAGAGGAGGCUGCUCCGCGACGCGCACCUCGACUACAUCUACACGCAGCACAAGAACAAGCCAUGACCACGAUCGAUCGAACGACGCAUUUUCCAGAAAUUGAUACAAGCAAGAUCGAUCAAGAUCGAGAUAACCAAUAUAUGAAACUGCUAUCCUCUCUCUAUAGAUAUGUAUAUCUGUCUACCUCUUGCAUGUUGUUUUCACUGCAUCAAUCGAUCGAUCGGUGGUCGAUCAUGCCAGGAUGUAUCACUGUUCGAUCGAUCGAUUGGUCUGUGUGUGUCCAUCAAUCACUGCCCGUCCUGUACAUCGAUCUCUGAUAGCUACUAGCAUGCAUCGUUUUCUCUUCCAGGUGUUCCUGAUCGAUGAGAGUGUGAUCAGUACUAAUGGUAUUUUGGAUUUUGGUUUGGCAUGGGGGUGAUGAGAUUAAUUAAACUAUAUAUGGUAAAAAUAUGACGCAUAAUUACCUAAUGUCUUCUCUGUGCUUGAUAUUCUUGGUUUGGCACAAAUAAUUUAACGCAAACUUACGUUGCUGCCGCAUGUAUGUCUGUCU